Messenger RNA from Brugia pahangi, 5076 nucleotides. The record is from the annotation of a GenBank genome assembly. NCBI's taxonomy places the organism in Eukaryota, Metazoa, Nematoda, Chromadorea, Rhabditida, Onchocercidae.
AUGCAUUUGCUGUUUAUUGUAACAGCUAGUGCAAUCCUCGCAUAUUUCCGGAUUGGAAUCGAUGCUGCUAUCAUAACCGGUCGGUGUAAUGGAGCAUCCUGUCGUAACGAUGGAUAUUGUAUGCAAAUUUCAUCAAAUGUUCAUAAAUGCAUAUGUACAGGUGGGUAUAUGGGUGAUCGAUGUGAGGAGCGUUGUGAUUGCUUGAAUGGUGGCGAAUGUCUCCGAAGAGGAUCACUGUCGAUAUGUGUUUGUCCUAUUGGCUUUAACGGAACACUUUGUGAAUAUCGACAACCUAGCAGAUGUGAUGAAGCGCCAUGUGUUCAUGGGCGAUGCAUUUUGUCUAAAUCAUUAGAUACAUUUCGAUGCGAAUGUCAGAUCGGAUUUACAGGUGAAAGAUGCGAUAGACGAAAUUAUUGUGAAGGUAAUCCAUGCAGAAAUGGUGGUUCAUGUAUAUCAACAACCGGAGGUUAUCGUUGUGGUUGUCCGGAAGGCUUUCACGGCAAUAAAUGCGAAUUAGAUAUCAACGAAUGCCAUUUGAAUCCAUGUGUUCGCGGUAAAUGCAUCAAUGAGUUUGGUUCAUAUCGAUGCGACUGUCCACAUGAUUUUACCGGUCGUAAUUGUGAAACGUUCUCAUUUAACAUUGAUCCCUGUUCCACGUCUCCGUGUCACAACAACGCCAAAUGUUAUACGUAUCGUGACAAGUACUACUCUUGUGAAUGUCGUCCUGGCUUUACUGGAAGACAUUGUGAAGUGAAUAUAGAUGACUGUUCGGAAAAUGCUUGCAUGAAUGGCGGUACUUGCAUUGAUCGUGAACAAGGUUAUGAAUGCAAAUGUCCACCAUUUUACACUGGUCGCUUAUGCGAGGAAGAUAUUGAUGAAUGUGAGUUAGGUUUGCAUGAAUGCAAGAAUGGCGCAACAUGUUUCAAUAAAAAAGAAGGUUACCAAUGUGUUUGUGUGAAUGGUUGGGAAGGUAUCCAUUGCGAGAUAAACAAAGAUGAUUGCAAAGAUGCUCUUUGUGAGGCAGGUAGCACGUGCGUGGAUCACCUCGCUAAAUAUACCUGUGAAUGUCCACCGGGUCGUAUCGGUUUAUUAUGCCAUAUGGAAGAUCCAUGUCUAUCAAAUCCAUGUCAAGUUGGGUCCGUAUGCGAACCUGAUACAUCGAGUGGAAAGUAUACAUGUGAAUGCCCGAAGGGAUACACCGGAGAGGAUUGUUCUAAUGAUAUUAACGAAUGCAAUCAGGAUCAUGCUGUUUGUUAUAAUGGCGGUACGUGUGUGAAUACACCUGGAUCAUUUCACUGUGAAUGUCCACCAGGUUACACCGAUUGGCACUGUCAAACUCAUGUGAAUCAGUGUUCCACUAAUCCAUGCCUUAAUUCUGGCACAUGCUUGGAUUAUGGAACACGCUUCAAAUGUGUUUGCAUGUCAGGUUUUCAUGGAAAGCGCUGUGAACUUCACUGUCCAUCUGGCUACGAAGGUGAGAACUGUGAGCGUCGACAGUAUAUAGAAUGUAGCAUAACCGAUUGCCUAAAUGGUGGCGUUUGUUCGAAAGGUUCAUGUCGUUGUCCUCCGGGAUUUACUGGUGAUCGUUGUGAGAAGAAAUUAGAUCCGUGUAAAUAUCACAACUGCCCUCAAAAUGCCAUAUGUAUUCCGAUCAAUAAUAGUGUUACCUAUAAAUGCGAGUGUAAAUUGGGUUUCUAUGGACAUGAUUGUAAAUUAGAAAUGAAUGAAUGUGCGUCAAAUCCAUGUCAGCACGGUGGUGUUUGCACAGAUCACUUGAACGGUUACGUGUGUUCGUGCAGUGCCGGUUAUACCGGCGAACAGUGUCAAACGAAUAUCGAUGACUGUAUUCAUCAUCCAUGUUUACAUGGUGGCACUUGUAUUGAUGGUAUCAAUUCUUAUUCAUGUCAUUGUGCACUACCAUACGACGGUGAUCGAUGCCAAUAUGAAUUAGAUCCAUGUCGGACAAAUCGCUGUGAAAAUGGUGCAUUUUGCAAACCAACGCCAACUUAUCGGAAUUAUACAUGCAGUUGUACGAACGGUUUUUAUGGGUACUAUUGCGAUACUGAUAUUGAUGAGUGCGCAGUAAAUAAUCCAUGUCUCAAUGGUGGUACUUGUGCAAAUAAAUUUGGAUCAUAUCAUUGUCGUUGUUCGGAUGGUUAUACCGGUAGGAAUUGCGAAAACGACCGGAAUGAUUGCUUACCAAAUCCUUGUCUAAAUGGUGGUCAUUGUAUGGAUGAACUGAACGGCUACCAUUGCGAAUGUUUGGCGGGUUUUACGGGUCGUCAAUGUGCCACGAAUAUCAAUGAAUGUGAAUCGUCACCAUGCGAAAAUGGUGCAUCCUGUAUUGAUCAUAUCAACGGUUUCGAGUGCAUAUGCCGUCGAGGUUUCAGUGGUACUUUUUGUCAAACCAACGAUGAUGACUGUCAACCAGGGUUAUGUUUGAAUGGUGGGACGUGCGUGGAUGGUGUUAACUCGUAUCGUUGUCGGUGUCAGCGUGGAUUUACCGGGAAGAAUUGUCAGCAUCAAAUCGAUUUGGAACAAUUCAAUGUAACUGAUCUGUUGGAGCAUGAACUAUGUGCCAAGCAUGAUUGUAUAACAAAGGCUGGUAAUAAAGUGUGCGAUCAGGUUUGCAACUAUUAUGCAUGUCAUUAUGAUAGCGGAGAUUGCAGUGCUGGUACGAAACCGUUUGAAAAAUGCGAAUCACCAAGUUAUUGUGCUCAUGUUUUCAGAGAUGGAAAGUGCGAUCCGAUAUGUAACAAUCAAGAAUGCUUGUUUGAUGGAUUCGAUUGUGAUAGUAUUCCGGAACAGUGCUCCAAAAAUGAUUACUGUACAACACACUAUGCUGAUGGACAGUGCGAUCGAGAAUGUAAUGUUAUCGGUUGUGGAUGGGAUGGUGGUGAUUGUGAUUCUUUUGAUGUUGAAACACCGUUAGAGGGAAACAUCAUAGUGAUACUUCUGAUCAGUCCAGACGAAUUUUUACAUAAUGCGCAAACAUUCCUCUUCACAUUGAGUCAAAAGUUACGUGGUGCUGUACAUAUUCGAACGAUAAAUGGCAAACCAAUGAUAUAUUCGUGGAGCUCAGAAGGUGGUAUUGGACAAUUAUAUGAUGUAGCACCAGAAAAACGUUACUUACUUGUUCCCAAUUUGCAACGAGUCAAAAGACAAACAGACCAGUUACGUGGCACAAUGGUAAUGCUUACGGUUGACGUAUCAUAUUGCCGUAAAAUUGAUCGUGAAGAAUGUUUUUCGGAUCUGUUUAGUAUUGUCGAUUACUUAGGUGCAGCUAAUGCUAAACAGGAGUUGCAAGAACUUGGCAUGCCAGUGCAUUCAGCUCGGGUUGAAUUAGAUAAUGCUAAACAGGCUAAAGGGAUCUCCUGGCAAACCUUACUUAUUUGUCUAUUAAUUUUUGUCACAACAGUACUUAUUGCUUAUUCUAUGGUUCAACAGGGACGAAAACGGAAAACUCUUCAUGCCCGUAUUUGGCAUCCACCGCCAUCCGAAAGUUGUAAAUCAUCAACUGGAAACCUAGACACUUAUAGCAUUCAUAGCGGAUAUUUGUUCAGUAAUUAUGGUACAGCAAAACGCUCUCGUGCUGAUAAUAUCCCUGUUGGUAUUGCUCAUCCGAAUUUGUACAUUGGAGAAGAUACGCAAUCAUUUCUGAAACCGAAAAUGUUAAGUACCGAUGAACGGCAAUGGACACAUUUGCAUGAAGCUGCUGAUUCGACUGUACCUAUAUCUUUACCGAUAGAGCCUUUAUUGGUAAACGUACGUGGAAAGCAUGGACGUACGCCUAUGAUGCAGACAGCAUCUAAUCAAGCAAAAAAUGAAGAGGCAUCCUGUGAGGAUAUUCGUAAUUUAUUAGAAGCUGGCGCUGAAAUUGAUGCACAAGAUGACAGCGAAGAUACGGCUUUGAUGCUUGCGGUGAAGAGCGGUCGAACAACGGUAGUAGAUUGUUUGUUGAAGAAUGGAGCUGAUCCAACAAUAGUUGAUGAGAAGGAUCGUACUCCAUUGCAUCAUGCUGUUGCUGUAAAUAUUCCGAACAUCGUGCAAUUGCUACUCGAUACAAGACAAGUUAAUGUGGAUGCAUUAGAUGAAGAUAAUCGAACUCCGCUGAUCAUUUGCUCCAAAUUUGAUAUACGUAUGGGUACUGAAAUAGCCGAAAUGCUUUUGAAAGCAAAAGCAGAUGUAGCAUGUGCUGGUGAUAAAAGUUUGACAAAGUAUGAUGGAAGAACAGCGUUGCAUUUCGCUUCACAACAUGCUAAUUUGGAUAUAAUUCGACUUCUAAUUCAUAAUGGCGCUAACAAGGAUGCGCAAGAUUCAUUGGAUCAAACACCAUUAUUUUUGGCAGCAUCUGAAGGACAUCUUGAUGCUGUAGAAUGUCUGAUCAAUCUUGGUGCUAGCAAAGAAAUUACGGAUCAGAAAGAACGAUCACCACGUGAUAUUGCUGCAGAGAAGGAAUUCCGUGAUAUUGUCCAUUAUCUCGAUACAGUACCUACACCGAGAAUUUUGCCGUCAAAUAUGGCUGCAACUUUAGCGCUUUCAACACAUCAACGCUUUAAAAAAUCAUUCAAGAAAACAACGAGACCAGUCAUCAAAAAGAAUCCAUCGCCAACUUAUCCUUCGGCAGUGACAGCAAUGACAGCACAGCCAGCAACUUCAGUUAAUCCACUUACUCCGCCGAAUUCUGACGGUUCCAACUACUCCACGACACCAUCACCGCAUGAUACAACAGCGGUAGUUCACGGUGGAACAGCAGCAACACGUGGAACUACGGUAACCCAAGCUACUGUUGGUCAUCCGGAAAAUGCAGUACUUCAAUCUUCAUCUGUUAUGCUAUCACCCUAUUCCGAUCAUCAUAAUGGUACUGGAUGUAGCCCACCACAAAUGAUGACAGCAAUGCAGGCUGGGUGGUUGUUUCCGGCUAAUCAAUCAUCACAUCAACAGUACGAGGAAGGAUUAUUUUACGGUACGGGAAUGUUGCCUUUUGUUUAUGAUCAGAGAACGUUAAGGCCUUCAUAUUCUCAAUCACACAUGCCUCAUGUACAACAACCAUCUACUGCUUAUUAUAAUGUAUAG